Messenger RNA from Hydra vulgaris (swiftwater hydra), 1399 nucleotides. Its product is annotated as F-box/LRR-repeat protein 7. Gene Ontology annotation, biological process: SCF-dependent proteasomal ubiquitin-dependent protein catabolic process. Lineage: Eukaryota; Metazoa; Cnidaria; Hydrozoa; Anthoathecata; Hydridae. Gene Ontology annotation, molecular function: protein binding. The record is from RefSeq and is a predicted model, not a curated record. Gene Ontology annotation, cellular component: SCF ubiquitin ligase complex.
GUUUAAUAGUGAUUUAGCAUCAACCAAAGUUAUUUAAAAUGUCAGCUUUAAUUCCUGAUUUUAUAUUGUUGAAAAUAUUUGGUUAUUUGUCGUUGAAAGAACUUAUUACCGUUAGACGUGUUUCUCAGCGCUGGAGAUACAUAUCUUGUGAUAAAACAUUAUGGAGAAGAAUUUCCAUCAAAGAAAUGGGUAUCUGCGAACAUUUGGUUACCGAUAAGAUUGUCAGUUGUUUAACAAGCUACAGCAAAAAUAUUGAGUUACUCUCUUUAUGCGAUUGUUUGAAUAUAACUGAUCAAGCAUUAAAAAAAGUCUCUUCCAGUGUUUCAAGGCUUCGUUUUUUAGAUCUUAAAGGAUGUGUAAAUAUUUCAGAUCAAAGUAUAGAAAUUUUAUCGAGGUCAUGUUUAUUUUUAGAAUCUGUUAACUUAAUGGGUACAUUAGUCACCUAUGUUGGUUUAAGUUAUUUAGUAGAAAAAAAUAAACACGUCAGUGAGUUAAUUGUGUCAUCGUUUUCUCUCACAAUGGAUUCGUUAAGAUGUAUUUCUCAAAACUGCAUAAACUUGAUACAUCUUCAGGCCGAGCCUUCUUUAACUUUUAUCGAUGACAAAAAUAAAUCAGUAUUAUCAUCUGAUAUGAUUCAAAUCUUGUCAAAGUAUUGUCGUCAGUUAACAAUACUUAUACUGUACUACGAUGAAUGCCAUCUGACAAAUUCAGAUCUUAUCAUGCUUGGAAAAUGUUGCCAACAUCUUGAGUGCUUAGAAAUUUAUUUAGACUCUGAUAGUUGGUUAUCAGAUGAAGGUCUUGUAAACUUUUGCUUAUGUGUACCCAACUUGCUUGCUCUUAAAUUAAAUGAAACUAAAGUGACUGAUUAUACACUCUUUGCAAUUGCAAGUAACUGUUCUGAUAUUGAAGCGUUAACACUUGGUGGUUGCGAUGGUGUUACAGAUCAUGGUUUUUUGAUAUUAUUUGAAAAUUGUAAAAACCUUUUAAGUCUAUCUUUAGGUGUUUGUGAUGUCUCUAGUGCAAGCAUUUAUUUUAUGACAAAAUCGUCAUGCGCUCAAAAUCUAAUUCAUUUAUCUUUGCAAAGUUGGAAGAUUAGUGACGAUGAUCUACUUUGUAUUUCAAAAAAUAUUCCGAGUCUGAAUUAUCUUUCAAUUCUGAAAUGCAAAUUUUUAACAAACGUUGGACUAAGAGUAGCAAUAGUUCAUUGGAAGUAUCUAAAUGAGUUAGAUAUCUCUCAUACAAACUGUGCAACAUGUGAUUUUGAUCUUUUUUAUCUUGCAAACACUAGUAAAGAUCUCUUCAGGAUAGCAGUUUACGGUUGCCAUGGUGUUACUAAAUCAGGUAUCAAGGCGCUUGAAUAUAUAUUUAAUGUUUGUGUUGAAAACUAAUCUAAACUUAU